UUGGUCAUCGGUCCCCUCCCUGCUGCUUUGAGUCUCUCUCUCUCUCUGUCCCACCAGUACAGCCUGGGACAUCGUAGGAGGACUUGGUUGAGGCAGAUCAACCGGCUGAAGUGGGGACACUUUCUCCAGUGUCAACCCAGCCCUUUCCCCACGUUUUCUAGGCUCCGUGGACCAAGACGCGUUCAAAAAUUUGCCAAGGUUUGUGCUCUGCACCAGGUUUUAUCAUCUGUGGAGGAAGAUUCUAAGAAUGGAUUACUCUACUGUGGGGAGUGAGGACCCUGCCCCCCAGUAUUUUGAACAUCCCCAUUUGCAAGCAAAUGAUGACGCAGACCUAUUCUUCCCUGCUUCAGAGGGUGUUGAUGCUGGGGCCAUGCCCACCUACUUCUCUCGUAUGUCUGAAUCCUACAGACACUCUCCAGUGCGGCAGCUGUAUCCCAUCCUCAAUGGUUUGCAGUGGGUGGAUGGGCACCCUUACAGCACAGCAGCUUGGGUCUCCAGUUCUUCUGGAAAGCCCCAUGCUGGACUCCCAAUCUACACCUCUGCCACGUCCUCAUAUCAGACCCUCCAAGCGCCUCCCUCGCCCAAGGACCUCAGCCCCGAUGACAAGGGGAGCCCCAGAUACCUGGAGAUGUUGAAGACGGAACGGAUGAGCCCCACCCAUGCCGAACUGCUGCCUUUGGGAACCGCAACCGGAGCAGCCCACGCCGCUUACGCAAUGGGGCAGGACUUUGGAUACUUCCAGCCGUCUGGGAGUCCCCUGGCAGCUGGGUACUCCCCUAAACUGCGGGGGGCAACACAGCUCUCUCCUACCGAGGCGCGAGAGUGCGUGAACUGUGGAGCCACAGCCACGCCACUGUGGCGAAGGGACGGCACUGGUCACUACCUCUGCAAUGCCUGUGGGCUCUACCACAAGAUGAAUGGGCAGAACAGGCCUCUCAUCCGGCCAAAGAAACGCCUGAUUGUCAGCAAGCGAGCCGGCACCCAGUGCAGUAACUGCCAAACGACAACCACCACCCUCUGGCGCCGAAACGUGAACGGAGAACCUGUAUGCAACGCCUGCGGUCUCUAUUUCAAGCUGCACAAUGUGAAUCGUCCCUUGGCAAUGCGCAAGGAUGGGAUCCAGACCCGGAACCGCAAGGUCUCUUCAGCCAAGUCCAAAAAGCGCAAGGGGAAUUCUGCGGAAGCUGCCAUGUCCACCCCAACCCCCUUGGAGAUGAUGCCACCGCCUCUGAUGGGGGAAGAAGCAGCUGCCCUCUAUACUCUCAGCCCCAUGAUGUUGCCAGGACAUUUGCUCCCUUUUGGACCCAAUCCACACCUUCUAGGCUCUCCACCAGGCUUUCCUCCGCAGGCUUCUCCUGCCCCACAUGGCUCUCCUGGGGUUGUUUCUGCACUGGGGUAAAGAGCCCGACAACCACACAACAACCCACGGCAUUCAUGUACAGUGACUCUGGGACCAAUAAGCAAGGAGGGCCAGUGUGGUGUAGUGGUUAAGAGUGGUAGAUUCGUAAUCU
Messenger RNA from Lacerta agilis (Sand lizard), 1511 nucleotides. It is a transcript of the gene GATA1, whose product is annotated as GATA binding protein 1. The record is from RefSeq and is a predicted model, not a curated record. The coding region runs from base 248 to 1399 and encodes 383 amino acids. Gene Ontology annotation, molecular function: RNA polymerase II cis-regulatory region sequence-specific DNA binding; zinc ion binding; DNA-binding transcription factor activity, RNA polymerase II-specific. Gene Ontology annotation, biological process: positive regulation of transcription by RNA polymerase II; cell fate commitment; negative regulation of transcription by RNA polymerase II. The transcript is spliced from 6 exons. Lineage: Eukaryota; Metazoa; Chordata; Lepidosauria; Squamata; Lacertidae.